AUGCGUGCUCCGCUGCGUGAAGCCAUCUUCUCACGAGCGACUGGCAAUGGGUCCUCGGGUCCUGAUGCGAACCGCUGGCCUGGCGGCAUGAAUCUCGCAGUCGAUUACUAUCCGUCUCAAUGGCCGGAGUGGAUGUGGGAAUCCGACGUCGCCCGCAUGCGAGACAACAACAUAUCCUUCGUUCGUGUGAAUGACUUCGACUGGUCUAUUCUAGAACCCAGGGAAGGCGAAUACAACUUCACUCUCCUAGACAAGACGCUUGAUCUUUUCCACAAGUACGGGCUCAAAGCCAUCGUUGGCACACCAACAGCUGCUCCACCGAACUGGCUCACGGAGAAGUACGAUGUCAAUUUCGUGGACGUGACCAAUGCCACCCUGCAGUUUGGCUCUCGGCGGCAUUACAGCUUCUCGUCAUUCGAUUACCGGGAGCAAAGCCAGAAGAUUACUCGAAAGCUUGCACAGCGUUACGGGAACAGCUCUGAUAUCGUCGCUUGGCAGCUAGACAAUGAGUUCGGAUGUCACGGUACUGUCCGCAGCUAUGAUCACAACGCCAUCAUAAGAUUCAGGUCCUGGCUGCAGAACAAGUACACAACUAUCGAGAAUAUGAACGACGCUCAAGGACGAGUCUUCUGGUCAUCACAGUAUGAGUCUUUCGACACCGUUCAACCUCCCUUUUUGGAGGUCUACACCACGAACGAAGCCCACACGCUUGACUGGUACAAGUUCAGCUCCGAUAUGGUCGUCGACUUUGCCAAGGAACAGGUCGAUAUCCUGAGGGAGCUUGCACCAACCCACGCCAUCACUACAAACUUCAUGGUCCUCUUCACUGACUUCGACCAUUAUGAUUUUAACCGUAGAGUAGGGCUCGACUUCUCGACCUUCGACUCGUACGCCCUUGCUGGUACCUCUUCUGUACCAUUGUCUGAUGACGAGUUGGCCGACUAUCUACGUACUGGCGUGCCUGACCUGCAGGCUUUGAAUCACGGUAUCUAUCGUGGCGUGUCUGGAGCCGCUUACGGGCAGAGUCAAGGUCCUUUCGGCGUGAUGGAAAUGGAGCCCGGUGUCUUGAAUUGGAACCAAUACCGCGUUUCACCCGCCGAUGGCAUGGUCCGCUUGUGGACGCAUGAGACGUUCGCAGCUUCUGGGGACAUGGUCAACUACUUCCGCUGGCGACAAGUUCCAUAUGCACAGGAGCAAACACUUUCUGGGUUGCAUGUGUCAGACGACAGCGAAGACGCAGGCUUUCUUGAGCUACAAGCAGUUGAGGAGGACCUCUCUUUCCUCCGCACUGAGAAUGCCGCAACGACUGAACAGCAGGCCGACGUGGCGCUUGUAUUCGACUACACCUCUCAAUGGGUCUGGACUAUCGAGCCGUACAGCGGCGUUUGGUCUGUCAAAGAUGCAACAUAUACAGACACCGCUCUUGCAUACACCACGGUGGUGCAUAGCUUCUACAGCGCUCUCCGCCGCCUGGGCCUCAGCAUUGACGUGGUAUCGGCCGAGCAAAGUCUUGCAGGUUACAAGAUGGUUGUCGUGCCGUCCCUGCCAAUCAUACCGGACGCUUUCAAUGCUGCGCUUGCUAAUUUCUCCGGCCCCGUUGUCUUUGGGCCACACACAGCCGACAGGACGCCAAACUUUGCAUACACGCCUGGCCUCACCCCAUCAGCUGGUCCAAUCCGUUCUCGCCUUCCUUUGCGUGUGACACGUGUGGAGACUCCACCUUCGUACGCCAACAGCGGAGUGUCGUACAAGGGCUCCAACUACAAUAUCUCAGCUUGGGAAGAAACAGUUGUGUGCACUCGAGGCAACGCCACUAGCAAUGUGACCAUAACCUCAACCUCCCGACACCGCUCUGGCCAGCCCGCUGCAUGUUCAAAUGAUGGUCUGCACUACCUGGCCUUCAAUCCACCUGUCGACUUGCUCGUCUCUUAUCUCGGCGAUGUAGCUGUCGAUGCUGGUAUUAGAGAUCUCACUGGACGACUUGCUGGAAAGGAAAAUGACCUUGGUGCGACAUUACGGCUAGCAAGAAGAGGAGAUCUGCUGUGGGCCAUCAAUUAUGGGUUGGAGCCUCAGACUCCGCCGGAUGUGGACGCUGAUCUGCUCGUUGGCCAAGAGGGCGAUGUCCCAUCGGCUGGUGUCCUGGUUUGGAAGCUGAAUUAG
Zasmidium cellare ATCC 36951 is the source of this 2160-nucleotide messenger RNA. RefSeq names its product glycoside hydrolase family 42 protein. Gene Ontology annotation, cellular component: beta-galactosidase complex. Gene Ontology annotation, biological process: carbohydrate metabolic process. Gene Ontology annotation, molecular function: beta-galactosidase activity. The record is from RefSeq and is a predicted model, not a curated record. Lineage: Eukaryota; Fungi; Ascomycota; Dothideomycetes; Mycosphaerellales; Mycosphaerellaceae. The transcript is spliced from 2 exons. Bases 1 to 2160 code for a protein of 719 amino acids.